GGGAGAGAGAUUUCUGGAUUCCAAAUCAGGUUCUUGGACAAGAAAAUAAGGAGAAAUUCCAAGCUUUCUCAUCAAUUUUCCAAAGCUGGUGCCGGCGACUUGGAGGGGGGGGAAAUUUCGGGCUGCAGCGGGAAGAAAGAAGAGCAGAAUCGGGCUGGAGAAAAAGAGGAAAAAGGAGAAAAGAAAUAAGCCAUCCUUAUCCAAUUUCUACUCUUUUAAGCCCCUCAACUUUGGAUAUUUUGGCUCUUAAGCCCAAAACAAUAUUUUUCCAUAAUUUAGUCCCUAACUCACUUAUUUAUUCUAGAAAUUUCUGGGCAAACAUAUGAAUGGGAUCCUACGAUUGAGAAUACUGUAAAAGAUUUAUGGAACAUGACAGCAAGGAUCAAGUUCAAGCAUGCACUUAGUGAGUUGAAAGCUAAGUGUGCAAAAAGAAACUUUAAAGUUAAGCCUCCAGAUAUGAAUCCAGAGUUAUGGGCGAAGCUUGUUCAUUUAUGGACUGAGGACGAGGGUCAUUUGAGAAGGUCAAGUUCUGCAAAGGCUAAUCGAGCAAAAGGACCGAGGGUGACGCAUACCAGCGGUUCAAUGGACGUUAAUGUUUAUAGAAAGAAAAUGCAACAAGCAAACCCUGAGGGUCAUCCACCAACAUAUCCUGAGGUCUACACCAGUAGAAGGCAGCACAAAGGAAAAGGAAAAGACCAACUGCCUGUAUAUUGUAAUGAUGAGGCUCAAGAAAUUGGAAAAAAUUGACAGCUGAAUAUGCUACUAGACAAGAGGAAAAAGGAUUUGACCCUACAAUACCUCAUGCUGAGAUAUUACUUAGGGCAACUGGUGGGGUCAAGAAAGGAUGGUUGAAAGG
Molecule: messenger RNA, 856 nt
Organism: Rubroshorea leprosula
Lineage: Eukaryota; Viridiplantae; Streptophyta; Magnoliopsida; Malvales; Dipterocarpaceae
Source: the annotation of a GenBank genome assembly